Molecule: messenger RNA, 2402 nt
Organism: Oncorhynchus mykiss (rainbow trout)
Lineage: Eukaryota; Metazoa; Chordata; Actinopteri; Salmoniformes; Salmonidae
Product: alpha-1-syntrophin
Cellular component (GO): dystrophin-associated glycoprotein complex; neuromuscular junction; sarcolemma
Molecular function (GO): protein binding; structural molecule activity
Source: RefSeq, a predicted model, not a curated record
UGCAAAACAUCUUGGAAUAGGAGAGGGAGUUGGAGGAGGGGGCUGGGUCUCCUGCCUUACCCCUAUCUCUUUACACGACUGCCAACCCGUCUAUAGAGUUAUUCCAGGAAUGUGUUGAACAUGGCUGCCGCGAUGAAGGCACAGAAAACUGGACUGUUGGAACUUCGAGUUACCGUGGACCGUUGGAUCCGUGUAUUAGCCACACUUACGGAGGAGACUUUAACCGUGAGCCCCGGAGAGGUCGCCGAAGAACCAGUGAAACCCAACCCAACUCCCGCCGGUGACAUUAAUGGAGACCCAGCCAACCUCAGCUCCUUUCCCGUCCCAGAAACGAUCACCAACGUUAAGCGCACGGUGAGAGUUACAAAGCAAGAUGUGGGAGGACUUGGAAUUAGUAUUAAAGGUGGGAAAGAGAAUAAAAUGCCUAUUCUCAUCUCGAAGAUCUUCAAAGGGUUGGCUGCUGACCAGACGGAGGCCCUGUACGUGGGUGACGCCAUCCUUUCGGUCAACGGCUCUGACCUCCGGGAGGCCACACACGAUGAUGCCGUGCAGGCUCUAAAGAAGACGGGCAAGGAGGUCAUCCUAGAGGUGAAAUACAUCAAGGAGAUGUCAGCCUUCUUUAAGAACACCUUGCCCGGUGCACCCCUACCCUGGGACUCCCCCCAUGCCACGCCACAGAAGGGCGCAGACGCCCCCCCUACCGAGCUGAAGGAGGCCAGGACCAUCCCCCUGAAAAUGUGCCAGGUGACCAGGAAGCAGUGCCCCCCGGACACAGAGAACAGGUACUUUGAGGUGAUCUCGUCCAGCAGAAAGAGCUCGGUGUUCCUGAGGGCCAAGGACCCUGCCAUGGCCCAGUCCUGGUAUAACGCCAUCCAAGCCGGGGUUUCGGCCCUGGUGCCCCGAGUCAGGGAUGAGCUGAGGGCCAUGCAGGCGGGCCUGGAGGUCAAACACAUGGGAUGGAUCACUGAGCAGGCGACCCAGGGUCCAGAGAGACCGGUGCUGGCUCUGCUGACUGAGAGAGACCUGCUGCUGUACCCCACCCUUCCUGACAGUAAAGACGGCAUCAACAGCCCAGCCAAGAGCCACCCGCUCAUCACAACUAGACUGGUCCACUCAGGACCGGGGAAAAGCUCUCCCCUGCUGGACUCGGAGCUCUCCUUUGGGCUGCGCACCGGCACCAAGCAGGGCGUGGAGACCCACUUGUUCCGGGUGGACUCGGCCAAGGAGCUUUCGGCCUGGACCCACAUGCUGGUGGACGGCUGCCACAACGCCGCCGAGCUCAUCCAGGAGGUCACCACAGCCUGCAGCUGGAACGGGAAGGAGUGCAACCUGGGAGUGCACAUCGACGAGGGCUUUAGCCUUUUCACUGAGGAGAUGGGCAUCAGAAAAACGGUGCUCCUCCAGCAACCCUUCGAGCGUCUGCGCAUGUCCUCCGAUGACGGUGUACACAUGAUCUUCCUUGACUUUGGAGGGCCAGAGGCGGAGAUUCAACUGGACCUCCACUCCUGCCCCAAGACCAUGGUGUUCAUCAUCCACUCCUUCCUCUCUGCUAAGGUCAAGCGGCUAGGCCUGUUAGCAUGAUAACAGAUUGACCUGCAACCCCUCUGCCCACCCUGAAAAACCACCAAACCACCGAAGCGUAUUUACACGAAGCCAUGACUCUAACAUUAGGAGGAUGUGAUUUCACUACAGAGGACAUGUCACCGCUCUGUUUUAAACCUCCAACAGACAGCAUUGAUAUUACAAAAAUCAUGACGGCUUCUAAAUUUGUUAGAGAAUUUUCCUUGUAGAGAAUGUUACCUGCACUGUUUACUGAUUGAAUUAUUCAGAGAGGUUCGUGUUUUAUCAUCCUAAAUGUAUGUUACUUUUAUGUUUUGGCUGCCAUUUUGAGAAACAUUAUUUUAUGUCUGCUAUUAAGGAUGUUUUCCAAGUGCUGAUUCAGUGACAUUUUGAGUGCAGCAAAACGCCUUUUGAGUCUCCCUGCAUUUCUUUAGUAGAUUCAUAAAUGUUUCCCAUAGCCAAUAUCAACAUGAAGAUUAACUAUAUGUCAUAAAGCUGAUUUAAACUUAACCCCUAAAUGGAUUAUUGCCACUGUUAAGUGAAAUUACUAAACAAAAAUCUCCAACUAACUUGAAUGACCUUAUGCAUAAGAGUACUAUGCCUUUGUAUCGAUACAAUAUAUACAUAAUUUGACACUAUAACUUCUGACACGAAGUUCACCCUCUAGAUCAUUUUAAUUUUGAUGAAAGACGGAUGGAAUAGUUCUAACGUUGGUAUUACCAGAGCCUUAUAGCUGUAGGUGUUUGGACCUAGAAACCUACAGUGCCUUCAUAAAGUAUAAACAUUUUUUUUACUUGUUCCACAUUGUGUUGUGUUACAGCCUACAUUAAAAAUGGAUUCAA